CACCUUCACGAGUCUCUCUCGCAGUUGUCUCAAAAAAAAAGAGUCUCUCUCGCACCAAUCGGCAGCUCGUUUCCCCACCCCCGCCGCCGCGCCGCCAUGCUCCGGCUUCGGCGCUGCGUCCUCACCCAGCUCCUCUCGUCUCGGUCCGCCUCUCCCGUCUCCCAGCUCCGCCGCCUCAUCUCUGCCGCCGCGCCCGUCGUCUCCCCGAACCCUAGCUUCGCGGUGGAGAACUACCUCGUCGACACCUGCGGCCUCACCGGGGCCCAGGCGCUCAAGGCCUCCGCCAAGCUCAACCACCUCAGGUCCCCCUCUAAUCCCGACGCCGUCCUCGCCUUCCUCGCCGGCCUCGGCCUCUCCAGCGCUCACAUCGCCGCCCUCGUCGCCAAGGACCCCAAGUUCCUCUGCGCCGGCGUAGAGAGGACCCUGGCCCCCGUCGUCGUCGGGCUCACCGGCCUCGGCCUCUCGCAUCCUGAGAUCGCGCGCCUCGUCUCGCUCGGCGGCGCCCAGUUCCGUUGUAGAUCCAUCGUCUCCAGCCUACAGUACUACCUGCACCUCUUCGGCUCCGCCGAGAAGCUCUUCCGGGUCAAGUAUGGCUCCUGCCUUCUCUCGUCCGACCUUGAGCUUGUGAUCAAGCCCAACGUCGCGUUCCUGGAGGAGUGCGGGCUGGGCGCUUGCGAUAUUGCCAAGCUGUGCACCUACGCGCCAUGGUUGCUUAGCACCAAGCUGGAGCGUCUCCAGGCAAUGGUUGCAUGCGCCGAAGGUAUAGGCGUGCCUCGGGGCUCUGGGAUGUUCAGGCAGGCGCUGCAGGUCGCAUUCUACGGCGAGGAGAAUAUCACAGCCAAAGUGGACCACUUGAAGAACAUGUUCAGGUGGUCGGAUGCUGAGGUGCGCAUUGCUGUUUCCAAAGCUCCAAUGGUGCUGACUUUGUCCAAGGACCUGCUGCAGAGGAAGUCAGAGUUCCUGGUCUCUGAAGUUGGGUUGGAACCGGCAUACAUGGCUCAUCGGUUGACAUUGCUCACUUGCAGCCUAGAGGGCCGGCUAAGGCCCUGGUACUAUGCUGUAAAGUUUCUUAAGGAAAAUGGAUUGCUAGAUCAUGGACGAGACUACUAUGCUGCAGUCGUGCUGCGCGAGAAGGUAUUCAUGGAGAAGUUCAUAUGCCCUCACAAGAAAGCUGCACCGCAACUCGCCGAAGACUAUGCAGCAGCUUGCAGAGGGGAAGUGCCGGCUAGAUUCAGAUUUACAUGAACAAGACCAGUAUGAAAUUUCGUAACAUUUUUGCUCUUUGUGUGAGAUUCAAGAAAAACAUGCAACACAUGUGGUGGCUUCCAUGAGCUAAGCUGGAUUGUCGAAGACUCGAAGUAAUUGUUCUUUAGGGUGACGGCGUGUCCUUGAUGGUGGCGCGGAUAACGAAGAGAUCGCCGCCUCCCUGGGGAUGAUCAGGAGACAACGCAGCAGCAGCAGCAGCAGAGGGGAAGCUGCAAUAAUCCUGCCCUGCAAACUCAGCAGCACAUGUUCCCAGCCCUCUAUAUUUACACAUACGCCUACUAAAAUUUUAUCAGCAACGAUGUACUAGUAUUGUUCUGUUUCCAGAGCAAACUCCCCAAGGUUUAUUUAGAUCAGCUGAGGAGGCUAAUAUACUGACUGCAUAUUUGGACAGUGAUGGUCCAUCAUUCAGGGAAAAGUCAGACAUCUGCAAGUUCAUGAUUGUGGACUUUACACAGAGAAGAGAGCCUGCCUACUAUUCAUACAUGCAAAUAAUAACGCAGUGAUGGAGCUACAAGUUAAGUCGUACCGAAGCUAAAAAACUGGGGUUUGAAUGAACAUGACAGGUAUAUGGUGCCACGAACAGGGAAUUGGAGUCAGUUCAACUACAUAGAUAACCAGAUUAUGAGCAGUUAUGACAAGAUAGUGCAGAUCUAACGAGACAUUCUUGUUCCCAAAGAGCAGCAGCAAAGGGGAAGUUCCGCAGAAACAACGGAGAACCAGCUCAAAUUUCCUGACAGUCAAGUGCGCCGCACACACACACGGUAACUACAGCAGGAGCCUUUGUUACAUGCCCAACAUUGCUCUUGUACGCUCCAUGGCCCUCUUCUCUUAAUUGUGCACAAUAAACAUUUCCCUUCUUUUGUGGAGAUCUUCAUCCACAUCCAACUUCCAUUUUACAUUUUAAGUUAACUGAAAAUAUUUUGGUCCUGCCACUUGCUCAUUGUAGUACAAAACACUAGCUCAACUUUAGAGUGGAACCAAUUUGUGGACAUCUUGAUGCACAAUUCAUUUCAGCUCCACAUUUUUAUUUCCAUUCAACUAUAGUUUGUACAACAUCGAGAAUCAUUCCAGUUGUUCCAUUGCUUAUAUAUCUAUGUACAGCACAGCACCCAGCCAGCAUACCAGAAAAGGUAGGGGGGAAAUAGGCUACUCUUUCAGAAAUACCUGACCCCCAAAAAAAAUGCAAAUUUUGAUGCAACACAAUAUGAUUAUUCUUAUUUCAGCGAUUGGCGCACCUUCUACUCGCUGUCACCCGUGUCCUUGUCUCCAACCAGAUAGAGCUUCUGCCCGUCAUUGACCAUGUCCACAUCCUGGACCGUCAUGCCAUCCUGACAGAGCAAGCGCAGGCAUGAGCUGGACAAACCCAGUUUCUCCUGGGCUGACCUGAUGAGUUCGUUGAUAGUGUGAGGAAUCCACAGCAUCACCCCUUCCUUUCGCUUGGCAUCAGUAUCCCAUGGAUAGUAAGGAAACACGGAGCAUCGUCGUGUAUGCAUCUUAUCUGCCAACAGAAGUUCUUUUUGUCAUAAAUGAACAAUGUGCACGUGAUUUUCGCAGAGGUGCGAGCUUUGAACUUGCCUCUCACUUCUUCGCCUUGUGUGGGGAACUUGGAGAGCUCAUCGGCUUUCGCCUGUUCAAGCAGCAUUAUAAAUGGCUUACUCCCGGACUUGUGUCCUUCAUCCAGAGGAGUAGUACCGCGUCUGCAUAAUUGGCAAUGUCAAGCUCAAGCGUGCCUUCGAAGUUACAAACUAAGUACUUCUUUAGCAAAAGUAUUACACUCUAAGUGGUUUCAAGCUUGAUGGCACAGAUAAAAGAUGAAGUAUUGUUUGGUGGUACCUGUCUGUUGCAAGGACACUUGCGCCAGCUUCUACCAGCAACUUCGCCAUAAUAUACAAGCCCUCUGCAGCAGCUAUGUGGAGAGGAUUGCGGUGGUCGUAGUCUUUCGAGUUUGGGUCUACACCAUAAGCUAGAGCUCCCCGAAUGAAAUCAGAGUCUCCCUUCGAUACUGCUAUGCAGAGAUGGCUACCGGCAUUCUCGAGGUUCAGCUUGGCUCCUUUGCUGAAGAGUAAUGUGGCCACUCUAUCAUGCCCCUGCCUCACCGCCUCUAGUAAGGGCGUGUUCCCAAAUUUAUCUGUUAUCGAACAACAAUUAAGUGCAUAGAAGUGUGUGAUCACAUUACUAUACAAGUUUAUAUGCAAGAAGCUGGAAAAUUGCUGCAAGGAUGCAUUUCGACGAGUGAGCAUACCGGUCAGAUUGAUAUCAGCCCCUUGAUGGAUAAGGAACUGCACAACAUCUUCAUACCCUCUGGAAGCUGCAAGAUGCUGCAGCAAAGAUGCUGGUUACAUCAGGCAUGGAAUAUUCAUCAUGGAGGUUUCAAUUUUUUUGAAUUAGAUAAGAACCAUAUAACCAAAUCUUAGUAAUUUGUACCAAAGGAGACCGCCCAUCGUAAUCACUGUUCUUUGGAUUGGCUCCAGCUCGGAUUAAGCCAGUCAACUGAUGAAGGUCGCCAUAAAAAGCGGCGUUAUUAACUCUUAAGUCGGAGAUAGCACAUCAAGAAAAAAGAUGCAGUAUCUAUGAAUACUGGAAUUAGAUGAAAUAAUUAAUGGCAUGUUGUUUGUUUCUACUAUUUACCUCGGUAAGAUUGCUCAAAAGUUUUCUUCCAUCAGUGAAAUAAAUCUCCAAUAUGUGUGCGAAGGACUCUUUAUCCAACCGUAAGAGCCUGCAAAGUUCGCAAACACGAACAGUGUAGGGCUGUGGAAUAUUGCAGAGAAUAGCAAUUUCUCCAAAAGAAUUCCCUUGCUCCAACAUUAGAAUAGUCUCUUGACCAUCUUCACCAACGGCAGCACCUUCCUGAAUGGAAGAAUAUAUGUUGUCUAAGAUGGAUAAUAACUAGUUGUAAGGUCAAAUUUCAGCUAGGAAUGGCUGCACCCAUUAGCUUGGGACACAAUUUGUGGCAUUAGAAAUGUACACGAAAAGAACAACUUAGUUGUGGUGCAUGUGCAUUAUUAUGAUACAAUUGUAAGUAGAGAAUUUUUGUCACAAUCGACAGUACAUUUAUAAAUACAAAGAUAAACAGGUGGUGUGAAAAAUAUGUGAAUACAACGUUAAUAUCAAGAGUAUAUACAACGGCAUAAGAUAUAUAUCACUGAAAAUUUCUGAGUAAUAUAUGGGUGGUUUGUGUACACUCUGUAGCUAUACCCCAUUAGUAUUCAUUGGAGUUCAUGCUCUGAGAUUUGCAUCCCUACUUAGAGAAGUCACACUCUUAGAUAUAAAAAUGUGGAACCACCAGAAGGAAUUUAACAAUAACCAGUAUAUUACGGAAAGGCACACAAUAGUAAACACAUAUGAAAACCAAAAGACUCGAUAAUUAACCAAUUUGGUUUAGGCUUUGAUCAUUUUUUAAGGAUUGGACUAACCAGUGCACCCUGACAGACAAAGUAUAACUGGUCAACCGCACUCCCUUGCUCCAAAAUAACUUCUUCUGGUAAGAAGAACUCCUCUUGCAGCCUAAUCACCUGCAAGGAGCAAAGACGCAUUAGAAAAAUCUUGGGAAUAUCUUCAAAUUUAUACACCAGAUCAACAUGCAUAAUUUGUCAGAAUGAAAAUAGCACGCACAAUCUGUUGAAGGAAUUCUUCCGAACAUCCUUUGAACAAUGGUGUCUUUUCAAUGUAUGGCAUGUACAGUGUUUGCGAAAUCUGCAAUUACAAAAUAUAUCAUCAGUCAGAGACUCACAACAGACAAGAGCAUAUUUGAUGUGCCGUGUUGAAGACACAAGACUUACAACUGCAAGCUGACUAUUUUAGAGAACUACAUCACAGAAGAAUGACAAGAUCUCCAAAUUAUAAAUGUCAUCACCUUUGCACGAAUAGAAACAGGAAUAUCCCGAAGUACAGAGGCUUCAGUGCAGCUGCUCUCAUACUGCAACCUCAAAUGUCCCUUGAUCUGCUCUCUGAUGUCCUUUCCAAGUCUAUUUCUGUUCAUAUACCUGAUAACUUCUUUCAUUUUAUCCCUGAAUCGCUCGGUUGCCGAGCCUUUCACAAUCAUUGCAGUCAUGUUACCGAUAAGGUAAGCUCCAAGAACCAUAUCAAAGGAAACAUAAAUCAUGACAAAUAUCAUUUCCCUAACAUUUACAGCAUGAAUGUCACCGUAAC
Molecule: messenger RNA, 5415 nt
Organism: Triticum aestivum (bread wheat)
Lineage: Eukaryota; Viridiplantae; Streptophyta; Magnoliopsida; Poales; Poaceae
Exons: 3
Coding region: 97-1245 (382 amino acids)
Biological process (GO): regulation of DNA-templated transcription
Molecular function (GO): double-stranded DNA binding
Source: RefSeq, a predicted model, not a curated record